Messenger RNA from Bicyclus anynana (squinting bush brown), 2048 nucleotides. It is a transcript of the gene Rpn13, whose product is annotated as proteasomal ubiquitin receptor ADRM1. Gene Ontology annotation, biological process: ubiquitin-dependent protein catabolic process. Bases 176 to 1549 code for a protein of 457 amino acids. The record is from RefSeq and is a predicted model, not a curated record. The transcript is spliced from 6 exons. NCBI's taxonomy places the organism in Eukaryota, Metazoa, Arthropoda, Insecta, Lepidoptera, Nymphalidae. Gene Ontology annotation, cellular component: nucleus; proteasome regulatory particle, lid subcomplex; cytoplasm. Gene Ontology annotation, molecular function: endopeptidase activator activity; ubiquitin binding; proteasome binding.
UAUGGGUUUAAAUGUUGAAUUUUCAAUUUUUUAUUCGUUUGUCUGUGUUGCGUGACUGGAAUAUUUGCAAUUGCAAAUGCAAUUUGAAAAUAACUAAAUAUAAACCAAAUAAUUCAUUAAUUAAAGGAAAGUAGAAUUCGAGGAUUGAGAAAAGUGAACAAAAGUUUUUAUCACAAUGUCAGCAACUGCAUUAUUUGGAAACACCUCGGGGCUUGGCGGUAGUUCUGGUGGAAAUAAGCAUUUAGUGGAGUUUCGUGCGGGCAGAAUGACCCUCAAAGGGCGUAUGGUGCAUCCAGAUAAAAGGAAGGGCCUGCUUUAUGUGUACCAGGGGGAAGAUUCACUGAUGCAUUUCUGUUGGAAAGAUCGUACCACCGGCGAAGUGGAGGAUGACCUCUUAAUAUUCCCGGAUGAUUGUGAAUUUAUGAGAGUCAACGAAUGUACCACUGGAAGGGUCUAUGUACUCAAAUUUAAGUCAUUUUCCAAGAAGUACUUCUUUUGGAUGCAGGAGCCCAAAACUGAUAAGGAUGAUGACUAUUGCCGUCGCAUCAAUGAAUCUUUAAACAAUCCGCCUACAUCUGGUGAGCGUGGGGGCGGUGGCAGCGGCGCGCAGGACGGCGAGCUGCAAAACUUGCUCAACAACAUGUCCCAGCAGCAACUGAUGCAGCUGUUCGGAGGAGUCGGCCAAAUUGGUGGCUUGUCAUCUCUUCUUGGCACUAUGGGCAGUGGGACGACAGGCGGCAGUCGCCAGUCGUCAGCAAGCAGUGGCGGCAGCUCGCGGGGCGGGUCGGCUCCGCGCACCACAGAGGCCAGCGCGCGCACUCCCGCGCGGUCGCGCUUCACCACUACGCCCGUCUCUACGCCGCCCGCCGCCGCGACCGCGCCCGCUCCCGCUGCCGCUACCGCUACUGCCCCGUCGGCCGCCGCUGCUGCGACGCCAGCGCCGACACCUGCUGCCACUGCUGCUUCUGCUGCUACAGCGGCUGCUACUCCUCGCAGUGGGCAAAUAUUCCUGUCGGACCUGCAACGGUACUUCUCGGGCCUGGGCACGGCACCGCCGGAGGGCGAGGCGGCGGCGGGCGGCGCGGCGGCCGGUGGGGCUGCAGCGGGUGGGGCGGCGACAGGUGGGGCGGCGGCUGGCGGGGCGGCGCCGCGCGUGGACCUGGGCGCAGCGCUCGGGACUCCCGAUGUGGUGGCCGCCGCCAGCGAGCCCGCCAACGCGCAGCGCCUGGCGCCGCACGUGGCGCCCCCCACCAGCGGCGCCGCGGACGAUGUAAGGACCACCCUGCUCUCUCCGCAGUUCGCCCAGGCAGCCAAUCAGUUUUCCUCGGCCCUGACUUCGGGGCAAAUUGGCUCCGUGGUGUCUCAAUUCGGUCUCCCUGCUGAUGUGACAGCGGCUGCCAACACUGGCGACAUGCAAGCUUUCUUCAAGGCUUUGGAAAAUGCUUCGUCUGGCUCCGAAGCGAGCAAGUCUCAAGAUGACAAGAAAAAGGACAAGCAAGAUGACAAGAGUGACAAGAAAGACGAUGACGCUGGCAUGUCACUCGACUAAAAUACUACAAUGUUUUUUUUUCACUAAUAGUAAACAAGAAGAAUCCCUUUUCAAUAGUGCAAAAUAUUCUUAUCUGUAAUUAAGAAACUAAUUGUUUUCUUUUUUUUUGUAAAGCUAAUAAAUAUUGUAGUAUUAGAAGACAAUGUACUCCGCAAUGAAGGGUGUCCUGUAUGUUUUUUAAGUUACACCAACAUAUGUCUGGAUGAAAUAUUUGAUGCAAAAUGUUAGACAUUAAUUUUACCAUGAAUCCAGAAUAGCCCCUUAUUAUCCUGGAAUAAAACAUUUUGCCUUUAAAAGAAAAAAGUUAUAUAUGUUUUGCAUUAAAAUCUAUAUCUAAGUUUGCGUGCCGUGCCAGUAGCGCAAGUUUUUUUUCGUUUAUGUUAUGUAGCUUUGUUUUUUUUUUAUUUUACUAACAAAUUCACAUUGGUAGUGAACUUUUAAUAUGUAAUUCAAUUUACUUUUCAUUUAUUAUGAAAAUAAAUACACAUGUAUAAUAUGA